Messenger RNA from Nothobranchius furzeri (turquoise killifish), 2101 nucleotides. It is a transcript of the gene gpd1b, whose product is annotated as glycerol-3-phosphate dehydrogenase 1b. Gene Ontology annotation, cellular component: cytosol; glycerol-3-phosphate dehydrogenase (FAD) complex. NCBI's taxonomy places the organism in Eukaryota, Metazoa, Chordata, Actinopteri, Cyprinodontiformes, Nothobranchiidae. Gene Ontology annotation, molecular function: NAD binding; protein homodimerization activity; glycerol-3-phosphate dehydrogenase [NAD(P)+] activity. Gene Ontology annotation, biological process: glycerol-3-phosphate catabolic process; carbohydrate metabolic process. The record is from RefSeq and is a predicted model, not a curated record.
CAGAGGGAGUUCCAGAGCCAAGGCUCUGCUAUAAAUCCAUUCUGACCUGGUGGUAAGCCUGUCUUCACACACAGCAGCUCUGUUUGGAAAGUCGAGCACAUGAUGGCAGCUCCUAAGAAAGUCUGCGUGAUCGGCUCUGGUAACUGGGGAUCUGCCAUAGCUAAGAUUGUUGGCGCCAACGCAGCCAGAUAUGACAAGUUUGACACCACGGUGAACAUGUGGGUGUUUGAGGAGACGGUGAAUGGCCGUAAGCUCUCAGAAAUCAUCAACACAGAUCAUGAAAACGUGAAGUACCUACCCGGUCACAAGCUGCCUGCCAACGUGGUGGCGGUUCCAGACUUAGCCGAGUCUGUGAAAGGAGCCGACAUCCUGAUCUUUGUAGUUCCUCACCAGUUCAUUGGGAGAGUGUGUGAAACCAUCAAGGAUCACAUGAAGAAGGAUGCUGUGGGAAUGUCUCUCAUCAAGGGUGUCGACGCAGGUCCUGAGGGUCUGAAGCUCAUCUCAGAGGUCAUCCGAAGCAAACUAAGCAUCACUAUGACCGUCCUCAUGGGUGCAAACAUUGCCAAUGAGGUUGCUGAUGAAAAGUUUUGCGAAACAACUAUUGGGUGCAGGGACAAGUCAUAUGGGUCGCUGCUGAAGGAGCUGAUGGAGACCACCAACUUCCGUGUGACCGUGGUGGAGGAGUCAGAUGUUGUGGAGAUUUGUGGGGCAUUAAAGAACAUUGUGGCAGUGGGAGCUGGUUUCUGCGAUGGCCUUGGAUUUGGCGACAACACCAAAGCGGCGGUGAUUCGUCUUGGCCUAAUGGAGAUGAUCGCCUUCGCCAAGGUCUUCUGCACAAACUGUCCCGUGUCCCCCACCACCUUUCUUGAGAGCUGCGGCGUCGCCGACCUCAUCACAACCUGCUACGGGGGUCGCAAUCGCAAGAUUGGAGAAGCGUUUGCUAAAACAGGCAAAAGCAUUGAGCAGUUAGAGAUGGAGCUGCUGAACGGACAGAAGCUUCAGGGUCCGGCCACAGCAAGCGAAGUGCACCAGAUCUUAAAACAGAAAAACAUGUUGGACAAGUUUCCUCUUUUCACUGCUGUUCAUGAGAUUUGCUUCAACAGCCACCCAGUCACAGAUUUCAUCAAGUGUUUGCAAAACCACCCAGAGCACAUGUGAAAGACUGACACGAGGACUUGCGAAUGGAUGGAAGUUAGGAAAGACUUUUACACCAGAGCUGCUAGAUGUUAAAGGACACCCAAUCUGGAUGACUUUGGCCCUGAUCCUGACUCAUCUCUUUUUUUUUGGAUCAUAGUUUGGAUCCUUAUCAGAAAAAGGAACGAGCAGCAGCUAUCCUUCACCUAUCCAAGUUUCUGAGUGUGUUUCUGUUUGUACUGAUUUAUAAAUUAUCGCAAGGUCCUGGGUUCGCUUCCCAGCCUGGGAUAUUUCUGCAUGGAGUUUGCAUGUUCUCCCUGUGCAUGCGGGGGUUCUCUCCGGGUACUCCGGCCUCCUCCCACAGUCCAAAAACAUGACUGUUAGGUUAAUUGGUCUGUCUAAAUUGUCCUUAGGUGUGAGUGUGUGUGUGUGUGCAUGGUUGUUUGUCCUGUGUGUCUCUGUGUUGCCCUGCGAUGGACUGGCUCUCUGUCCAGGGUGUACCCCGCCUGAUUGCCCAUUGACCACUGGAGAUAGCGCACCCCCCCCCCCCCCAACCGCGACCCUACAUGGACAAAGCGGGUUCUGACAGUGGAUGGAUAAAUUAUUGCUUAAAUCUUCCAAGUCUUGAACAUGUGAAGAAUUUGAUUGAGUGUGCCUUAAACAGACCGAUACACUUACAGUGACCUCAGUCUUAUGAAAUCUCACAAGACUCCUUAAAGAAAAGUGCCUUUUCAUUCAUUUGUAUGCUUUCCGAAGGAAAGCAAAGCCCUGGGAAAGAAAUAAAAAAAAAUACUCCUUCAAAAUGUUUUUAAUUUGAACGUCAAAAACUGAAUCUGUAUGUUUCAAUAAACCAUCAAACCCUGUAUUAAUUUGUGUCCGAUAAAGAUGUGGUGUACUUGUGAUCUCUAGUGGGAAUGAAUGCCUUGGGAAUAAAAGCUCUGGUGCACUAAAUCAGAACUGAGCUUCA